Boeremia exigua is the source of this 1476-nucleotide messenger RNA. RefSeq lists its product as uncharacterized. The coding region runs from base 329 to 1387 and encodes 352 amino acids. The record is from RefSeq and is a predicted model, not a curated record. The transcript is spliced from 2 exons. Lineage: Eukaryota; Fungi; Ascomycota; Dothideomycetes; Pleosporales; Didymellaceae.
CGCGAGCAACACGACGCGCAAGAACGAGGCAGAAAAGGACGCGGAAACGCGAGGCAGAAGAGGAUGAGUCGGCAGUCACGAGAUCAACCUGACUAUUCUUUGGGGAGCCGACUGGAGUGAGUGGAGAAUAUACGGGGUUUUAUACCGCCACCAGAUUACCAGCAGAUGCUUACUGCAUCAACUCGUGGCUGUGCGUCAGUUCUUCAGCCUCGUCCAUAGGUGCUCAAGCGCACUGCAUGCAUAUGUAUGACCGGUGGCUGUGCAAACCCCACAUGAAAAGCGCAAUGUCAGCCUGCCCAUCACAUCACUAUUUCCCUCCGUUGCCAACAUGUCAUUUGGUUUCUCUGUCGGCGACCUCAUCGGCGCCGCAAACCUCACCUACAGACUCAUCGCAGCCUUGCGUGAAAACCAUGACGCCGGCGAGGAGUACCGCUCUGCGAUCGACGAGCUGGGGUGCUACCAGACCGCCCUCAUGAAGGUCUCCUAUCUGGGACGCAACAACAACGUCCCCCGUGACACGUUCGACGCGGCAUCCCACAUGGUCAUGCAGUCCAUGGACAUGAUACAGUCCUACCUGGACCAGACGAAGAAGUACGACCAGAAGCUCGGCAGGGAUGCGUCUGGGUUCCGGAGCGGGUUCAGGAAGGUCCGCUGGACGCUGAUCAAAGCCGACGACAUGAAGAAACUCAGAGACUCGCUGCAGCGCAGGAACGCUGGUCUGCAACUGCUGCUGCAGUGUGCGGGUUUUGAGACUGAUAGUGCCCCUCCGAAGUAUGUUGGCGAUGUGAGGCAAAUGGAUAGCGUUUCCUUGCCGACUACAAGGAAUGGGCUUCCAGAUCACGACAAAGAUUCUGCUACCGGGGAGGAUGUCCCCGUGGGUCCGUCAGCAGGACUACACGGCAAUGCGUCAAGCAGUAGCAAGUCAACUGGAAACCCUCCAACACUACCAGGUGUUACAGAGCCAUCUACACUGCCAAAUGUUACAAAGUCAUCAACCUUGCCAGAUGUUACGAAGUCAUCGACACUGCCAGACGUCACAGAUCCAUCGAUAUUGCCAAAUAUUAUAGAGCCACCUACCUCGAAAUUGUUCUCGCUCUCUUCGUUCUCCGCUGAACAACUCAGAUCUCUAAUAUCAAAUCAAGCCAGCAGAGAGCACGAAAUUCGAACCCUAAGUACUCUGCUGCGCACGCUCGUCAAGCUCGGAGACUACCAGCUCGAGGAUAGGAAUAGCACAGAUUUCCUGACUCAGCUCGACAGCAUAUGCGACAACUCAGAAGUCCCCAAACUAAGCAAAAGUAUCAAGUUCAAGGAUGCAGUGGGUCGCAAGUUCUCGUUCCCCUGGCGGCUGGCCCAGACCUGGAAUGUACGUGUAUUGGGGCGACACUGACUGAUCGAUACUGACCAAACGCAAGGGCAUAGAAGAACUCAUCAAACAAGCCUUUCUGCAUGUCGACGUCAUAGGCCCCCAUGUUCAUC